Lachancea lanzarotensis is the source of this 294-nucleotide messenger RNA. It is a transcript of the gene ELC1, whose product is annotated as LALA0S04e04566g1_1. Lineage: Eukaryota; Fungi; Ascomycota; Saccharomycetes; Saccharomycetales; Saccharomycetaceae. Gene Ontology annotation, biological process: ubiquitin-dependent protein catabolic process. Gene Ontology annotation, cellular component: elongin complex. Bases 1 to 294 code for a protein of 97 amino acids. The record is from RefSeq and is a predicted model, not a curated record. The transcript has a single exon. Gene Ontology annotation, molecular function: protein-macromolecule adaptor activity.
AUGUCUGAAGUGAUACUUAUCUCAAAGAAUAACGUGGAGGUUCCUAUUUCUCGCGAAGCGGCCUCUGUAUCUCCAGUACUGCGAAGCAUGCUGUCCAGUCCAUUCAUAGAACAACAGCAGAACAAGAUUGAGCUGAAGGACAUAGAGUCGCACGUUCUGCAAAAAGUCGCUGAAUAUCUGGAAUACCACCAGAAAUAUAUCAAAGUUUCUGAAAACGAGGACAUUCCUGAUUUUGAAGUCCCUACUGAAAUGUCAUUAGAGCUUUUAUUGGUCGCAGACUACUUAAACAUUUGA